Lucilia sericata (common green bottle fly) is the source of this 2301-nucleotide messenger RNA. RefSeq names its product probable serine/threonine-protein kinase kinX. NCBI's taxonomy places the organism in Eukaryota, Metazoa, Arthropoda, Insecta, Diptera, Calliphoridae. The coding region runs from base 18 to 2231 and encodes 737 amino acids. The transcript has a single exon. The record is from RefSeq and is a predicted model, not a curated record.
AACAAAUUUUAGACACCAUGAAGGCUGACACUGUUAUGGCUGCUAGUGAAAUGAACAGCGAAAAGGAAGCUGUUCAAAAGCUUCCAGCUGAAACCCAACCACAAACCAUUGCUGAUUUUAUAAUCCAUCCCCUUAUUGCUUUGAAGCCACGUUUGCCUGAAACUGAAAGUGGCAAACAAGCUAAUACUGCCUCUACCACUCCCUCACCUUGGCAAUUGUUCGGUUUCAAUGCCGGUCAAGGUCUUGGAUCCUCAGUAUCCAAUUUGGCAGGUUCCGUAACUGGUUGGUUGGGUAAUCGUAUUCAAUUGCCCGGUUUGUUAGAAACACCUGUAACUGAAACCACCACUACAAGCACCACCACAACUACCACUCCCAAACCCGAUGUAGUUGUUAGAGUAAAGCAACGCGCUUCAACCAGAAAACCUUUGAUUUCCAUAAACAACGACGACGAUCGUCCAUUCCGCAGAAAGGGUCCCAACCGCUUUAAUGGCAACAAUCUUGAUUAUUCCGAAGAAGAAGACGAUUCUGAAGAAGAUGAUGAUGAAGAUUUCAACAGAAAUCGCAAAAGAUACCACAACGAUGACGAAGAUGAUGAAGAGGACGACUCCAGCCAUGAAAACGAUCAAGAAGAUGAUGAAGAGGAAGAUGACGGAGAAGACAAUGGCAAUAACCAAGACGAUGAAGAGGAGGAAGAAGAAGAAAGACCUGUUAAAAAACAAAAUAAAAAUCGUAGAAGACGCCCCAAGCCCUUGAACCACAACAGAAGAAGAAAUUCAAACAAUAACCAAAGAAGACGCAAUACCAAUGCCCAACGCAAACGCCAACAAGAACAACAACAGGAAGAAAGUGCUGAAGUAGAGCAAUACGAAGAUGAUGAAGAUGAUAACAACGAUCAAGAUUUCUACUACAACAAGAAUCAAGGCUCUAAGCGUUCCCAAAGCGAACAAAAUUUUAUCCAACGCGGGCAACAAAGUUUAUUAAAUCAAAUCAGACAGUUUACCCGCGGACAAACGCCAGCUGAGGUUAGCAACACCUUGCGCAAAUCUCCCACUAAAAAACGCCGUCAACAAGCUACCUUAAUAAUCAAUCGUAAUGGCCAGACCAUUUAUGUAGCUCCCGAACUUUUGCAAGCUUCUGAUGCCUCUAGCAACAAAGUUAGUGCCACUAAAACUAAACGCCCCACUUCCCAAUAUCCCCAACCUCCUUUGACUGUACCCUACAGAAGAAAAGGUCAACCCACCCAAUACAUUACCAUACCCUGGGCUCAAUUAGGCAUCUCUCCUCCCGAUCAAAUUGUCUCCCUAACUGAAGGUAUUCAAUCUCAACCCUUGAUCUUGAACAUACCCCAAAGUGCCAUUGAUAACAUGCAAAGUGUUAGUCCCAACAAAAAGCAAAGCAUUACCGCUGAAGCUGUACCUUUGUUAGCCGAAGCUUCCAUUAUGGACAUUUUCAAGCCCCCUCGUAUACCACCAGCACGCACUCCCACCACCAAAAAAGUUACAUUAUCCAAUACCCCCGUUGUUAUUGCCACAAAACCUAAAGGUGGACCUACACGCAUCCGCCCUGCCACUAUUGUAGAAAAAGCCCCUGCUGAUGAUAACAUGGAUGACAAGAAAACCUCUAGUGAAACCAUGGACAAUGAACCCGAGACAGCUCAAUUUAUUGUGAUCGGUGAUGAAUCCGGUGAAACUGAAUUAAGUCGUAGUGCAUAUAGACAAAUCUUGGACUACUUCAAUCAUCACCGUGUAGGUCGUCAAAUCAACGUUGAAGAAGUAGAUGCUAUGGAAACCCCUAAAGAUAUGGAAGAAAUGGAUGUCAUGGAAGCUCCCAAAACUGAAGAAGUAGCUGCUAUGGAAACUCCUAAAGAUAUGGAAGAAAUGGCUGCUAUGGAAGCUCCCAAAACUGUAGAAGAUAUGGCUGCUAUGGAAACUCCCAUGGAAGAACCCAAAGCUAUUGAAGAAGUAGCUGCCAACACUGAAGAACAAUUCAUACCUGUGCAAGUCAUUUCUGCCGAAGAAGAACCUGCUAAAGUAGAAGCUGCUGUUGACGAUAAAAUGGAAACUGUUACCGAGUCUUCCGUUAUGGAUGUCCCCAAUGAAGUUACUGCCAAAGUAGAAGCUGCUGUUGAGGAUAAAGUGGAAACUGUUACCGAAUCUUCCGCUAUGGAUAUCCCCAAGGAAGAGACUGUAGAAGAAGCCAAAGUUGAAAUGGCUGAAACUAUGAUGGAAUAAAAUGUGUAUGCCACAUUGACGAAACCUAUGCAAAGAUAUUUAAAAAAAGUAUUAAAAGAAAAUUUUAAAU